Messenger RNA from Bufo bufo (common toad), 2908 nucleotides. RefSeq names its product zinc finger and BTB domain containing 41 (gene ZBTB41). Bases 286 to 2802 code for a protein of 838 amino acids. The record is from RefSeq and is a predicted model, not a curated record. Lineage: Eukaryota; Metazoa; Chordata; Amphibia; Anura; Bufonidae. Gene Ontology annotation, biological process: negative regulation of transcription by RNA polymerase II. Gene Ontology annotation, molecular function: DNA-binding transcription repressor activity, RNA polymerase II-specific; protein binding. The transcript has 10 exons.
GAGUGGGCUGCAGUUAGGAGGUGUGGGGGUCGGCAAUAUGGGGGGGAGGCGUUCAUCUAAUAUGACGUGCAGGGAUUGUAUACCGGCGGCGUCCUGAGGCGGGGGCGCCAUGUACCCGGGAUAUGUGGUGUCACGGGGCGCCUGUGAUUGGGUCUAUCUGGCUGCAGGCAGGUUACAUCCCUGAUGCCUCCUGUGUAAUAUUAUGAGGAUAUGAAGCCUUUUAUAAGAUUUUAGAUGCAUCUUUUAACCCUUUGCUGGAAGUGUAGAUUUUAGGUAUUUUUAAUAAUGAAGAAAAAGAGAAAAUUGGGUCUGAAAAACCUUCAUGAGAAGGAGACGGUUGAUGAUGUUGCUUGUGCCCAGGGGGAUCCUAAUCAUUGUGCCGCUGAUCAGAGGAAAGCCCUGAGCUCUCUGAACUACAACAAAAACCUCCUCAAGUAUUUGAAUGCUGACCGCCAUCGGCCGGGCUCGUUCUGCGAUCUGGUCGUGGUAGUGGAAGGGAAGGAGUUUCAGGUGCACAAGGUGGUGGUGGCGGUGGGGAGCAGUUAUUUUCACGCCAGUCUGAGUAAGAACCCCAGCACCCAGGUGGUGACCCUCGAUCAUGUCAGUAGUGCUGUUUUCCAACACUUGCUGAACUUUUUGUAUACGUCUGAGUUUUUGGUUUUGGAGAAUGAGAUUAGUGUAGUCUUAGAAGCCGCAAAGUUUCUUGACAUCAUCGAUGCAGUCAAGUUGUUGGCUCCCGAGGACGAACGUUUAUCUCUGGUAGAACAUGAGUCUCAUCCAAAAGUAACGCAGGAGCCGAGUAAUAAACUGGAAAACAAGUGUCCGCUGUGCGAGCGGAAUUUCUGUUAUAAGAAGACACUGGAGAAUCACAUGGACAGAGCCCAUCAGUUUGGGCAAACAGACCUUCUUAAGGAUCCGGACUCUUCCACCAGGAAAUCAACCCGCCAGAGGAAGUGUCCGGCAAAGUUUGAAGAUCAGGAGGACGGAGAAAGUGACAGAUCCUCAAGUAGCGAGUCUUACAAAAGUAGUCAGGAUGUAUCCGAUUCUGAAGAUUGCAGCAGUGAGAUAAUUGAUGAGGGCAAUGAAGUGGAGGAAGGAGACCAGCCAGAGCAGAGAGAGAACGGGGAGGAGGAGGAGGUGGAGGUAUCUGACGUGAAUCAUGGACCAAGUGAGGACCUGGACAAUCCUGAAGAAAGGAACGACACUCCGGCUUCUCUUGGGAACUUCCCUGAUGGACUCGCCCCUAUAGUGCUAGAGAAAAGCAGCAGAAAGAAUUUAAAGUGCCCCAAGUGUGAUAAAGUCUUUGAUCGAGUAGGUAAAUAUGAAAGUCAUACACGUGUCCACACUGGAGAAAAGCCUUUUGAGUGUGACAUCUGCAACAUGAGAUACUCUACCAAAUCCAACCUGACAGUACACCGGAAGAGGCACAACAGCGAGACCGAGAUGCCCAGGAAGGACCACAAGUGUCCAUUUUGUAGCAAGCUCCAUGCAAGCAGGAAGACCCUUGUUAAACAUGUCAAAAGGUUCCAUGCUGAAAAUGCUCAAGAAUUUCUCACUAUCAAAAGAAUAAAGAGUGAUGGAUGGAAAUGUGAUAUCUGCAAUAAAUCUUUCACGCGGCGGCCCCAUUUACAGGAGCACAUGAUUCUCCAUUCACAGGACAAGCCGUUUAAAUGCACUUAUUGUGAGGAACAGUUUAAAUCGCGCUUUAAAAGGUUGAAGCAUCAAGAGAAAUAUCACCUGGGACCUUUCCCUUGUGAUAUUUGUGGACGGCAGUUUAAUGACUCUGGGAAUCUAAAGCGCCACAUUGAGUACACACAUGGAGGAAAGAGGAAAUGGACCUGCUUCAUCUGUGGAAAAUCGGUAAGAGAAAGAACAACAUUAAAGGAGCAUCUAAGAAUUCACAGCGGGGAAAAGCCACACCUUUGCAGUAUUUGUGGGCAGAAUUUCCGACAUGGCAGCUCAUACAGACUCCAUCUUCGUGUCCAUCAUGAUGAUAAACGCUACGAGUGUGAUGAAUGUGGGAAGACGUUCAUACGCCAUGAUCACCUUACUAAACACAAAAAGAUCCACUCUGGAGAGAAAGCUCACCAGUGUGAAGAAUGUGGGAAAUGUUUUGGCCGGCGUGACCAUCUGACGGUACAUUAUAAAAGCGUUCAUCUAGGAGAGAAGGUUUGGCAGAAGUACAAGGCCACAUUUCAUCAAUGUGAAGUAUGCAAAAAGGUUUUUAAAGGGAAGUCAAGUCUUGAAAUGCACUUCAGGACACAUUCUGGUGAGAAGCCGUACAAAUGUCAGAUCUGCAACCAGUCAUUUCGCAUUAAAAAGACUCUGACUAAACAUUUAGUCAUCCAUUCAGAUGCCCGCCCCUUCAACUGCCAGCAUUGCAAUGCAACCUUCAAACGGAAGGAUAAGCUGAAGUAUCACAUCGACCAUGUUCAUGGUUCUAAGGCAGACGAGGAGGUCCCAGCACGAGAGGAGACAAAGACCUACCCGGCUGCCUCCCAGAGCUCAGAUGCAGAUGUGUGUGUCCCCAUCACAUUGGUACCCGUUGAAAUGGGUGAAAAUGAGGCAGAGUUGGAGACGCAUUCUGGUUCUUCUGUGCUGUCCCAGCCGGCUGACUACCAACGGCCCCCUGACUUGGCUUUCUUGGAAAAAUACACACUUAACCCUCAGCCUGCAACCCUUUUACAUCCGGUCAGACCAGAGCAAAUCAUGGAAACCAGAGAACAUUCAUAUUUGGGGACAUUGCUUGGGCUGGACCCUCAGCCGACUGUGCAAACUGUUUCCAAUGCUGAGCAUCACUGACAUAAGGGGGACAUUCCACAUUGGUUACCCGGAGAGCGAGGGCUGCACCGCAGGGGUUAAGGGCAGGCACCACCCUUGGAAAACAGCUGGACUAGGGCUACACGGU